UCUCGGAGUUAUAGAUCAUGUUAUCAACUUAUAAAUCUAUCUUGAAACAAUGUUGUUGACGCGGGAAUCCGUGCUGUCGCUGCUGAUCGCGGCGGGGGGCCAGCUGAAGAAAUCCGACUUGGUGGACAAGUUCAAAGCCUCGAUCGACUGCGACGAUCCCGCGGAGAAGGAGCGCAACAAGGAGCUUUUUAAGACGUGCGUCAACAAGGUCGCCGUGGUCAAAGAAAUCCACGGAGUCCGCUACGUGGUGGUCAGGAAGAUUUAUCAGCAUCUGCUGGACGGAGACCGCCAGGAGCCGGACAGCGAGGAGCAUGAGACCCGGGCAACCGGAGGCUCCGGGGAGGGAUCAGCUGUCCCGGAGCCCGACGGGGAGCCGCCGGGUGAGAGCGGAGACAACCAGGCGGAUUUACUGACUCCCAUCGAGCGCGCGUUGCAGAAGAGCCAACAUAAGGUCGGCACCGUGAAACGGAUGCUGAGCUUUGAGGUCCAGAGGCAGGAGGACCCCGCAGGGGCGUUAAAUCCGCCCGCCAAGAGCAAGCCGUACGGCUUACCUCUGAGGGGGCCGCCCAGCGCCACCAUGGUGCAGAUCCGCAAACUGAAAGAGUACCCGGAUGAGCCGCUCGGAUCCCCCAAACUGCAGCGCAUGGGGAGCAAGAGAUGGCCCUCAUCCGGGAGCAAGAGAUGGACCCCUAAAGCGGAGACCGCCGCCUCGCCCCAGAUGAGGAGGUCAGCGAAGACCACCAAGGCGCCGGAGGAGCUCCGCGACACCAGCGUCCCCGUCUCCUCCUCGGUGCCGCUGGAGCAGGCGGAGCACGAGUGGCUGGUGAAGUGCGCCGCCGGCCUCUGGGGCCAGGCGUACGGCCUGCUGCUGACGGACGGCCAGCUGGCGGAGAAGAGGGACUUCAUGUCGGGGUUCACCGCGCUGCACUGGGCGGCCAAGUGCGGGAACAGCGACAUGAUGACGAAGAUCGUCGACCUGUCCCGGCGAGGAGGGGCCGGCGUCGACGUCAACGCCAAGAGCCACGGCGGCUACACGCCUCUGCACAUCGCGGCGUUGCACGACCAGGAGUUCAUCAUGGCGAUGCUGGUGAGGGACUUCAGGGCCGACCCGAGCCUCAGGGACAACGGCGGGAGGAGGGCCUACCACUACCUGCACAAGGGCAUCUCGGAGGCGGUGAGGGAGAUGCUGGGCAAACCCAGAGCGGCGCCGCAGGAGCAGCCGCACGACGACGGCGGGGAGGAGUCGGACAGGCUCCCGGAUCUCGCCAAGAAGCAUUCAAUCAGCCGCCUCUUCCAGCCCCACGGGAGGAAGCACAAGCAGAGGGCCGGGUUCUACUCCCCGGCCGAUGAAGAGGAGAACCGAGAAGACGGCGGCUUCAGACCCAGAGUCACGUCGGACGUCUUCAUGUGAACUCGGAGGACGUCGGGGUCUCGCGUGCGUGAGGAAUGUGCAGCGGAGGGGCGACUCGCAUCGCUCCGAGGCGGAGGGGCCUUCAACGGCGACUGUGACUUCUGGUCGUGACCUUUCUCAUCGGCGAGGUCGAGCGGGACGGCUUCGUGAGAGACGUCGCCCGUGGGAGGAGUUGCGGGGUUUACAGGCGUGAAAUAAAAACGUGAUUCAGAGAGCGAGUCGUCUCCUUGCUCACUGUCUGCGGUCUCGAAGGCCUCGUCUUCCGCCUGAAGGGUGAACACUUUAACACACGUGCUGGUUCUUUUAGGUUUUUUUAAAUAUUGAUUGUCACGGAUUUCCUGGGUUUUAUUUCUAAAUUGUGAAAACGUAUGUUCUCUAUUUAAAAAAUGUUUUUCUCCAAAUCCAAACUGGACUUCCAUGUGUUUCUAUAUCUGAGCAUUUGAGAUGAACUAGAGUAAUGAAGUGGUCGUGUGUUCUGGCUCAUGGGGGGAUUCAAACCUCUGGAAGCAACACGAUUAAUUAAUUAAUGUCAUAUUAAUUAAUUAAUUAAUACAUUAAUACAAAUAUGUGUCUCUGAGGAGGAUUCAUACGAUUUUGGUCAGAUUCAUUAUUAAACACGGUGACUGAAGCCUUUUCGGAAAAAAGCAAAACAUCACAAUUCAAAUUGUAAGAAAGCAAACAUUGGAUUUCUCAGAAAGGGCAAAGGUCGUGUAAUUCAUAAAGUGGCCUGCAGGUGCUCCAUGAAUCCUUUUUAGCCCCUAUUACGUCAAAACCUGUGGCUGGAAUCCAUCCUCUGGCUCGUUGAGACGGCCGUCACACGAGCAGCGGACCAUGUGAGCGUAUGUUAGGUUUGUACGAUGAGGGUUGAGAAGAAAUGGGAGGCGUCCUGCGGUCGGCCUCGCGCUCUGACUCUGUCUUCUCUCUCGUCUCGUGACGCCACGCCGUCCUCACGUCGCGGCCGCGUUUCAUCUCGAAGCCUCCGGGUUUUAUUGAGCUAAUGUUCUCUUCCUCCUCCGCUGCUGCGAGGAGAAAGGUCAACACGAGGUCAGGACCCAGAGCGUUGGAGAAAGAACUCGAGGGUCGAGACACGAGAAGCAGAAAUACUUUAAUGUUGGAUCACGUCAAAGGAAAAGGUGUGAGGGGGAACUCUAGAGCUUAAAGCAUACCUGCAAACUUGUCACUUUUCGGCGAAAUUCGCCGUUUUGAAAUCAAAAAAGGUCAUCCACGUGAAUAGUGUAGCUCCGAAGAGUUUUUGUUUUGGGUAGGGGGGGGGUCAAUUGGACGGCCAGCGUCUAUGAGAUUGGAGUGAGACACGGAGAACAUGCGAUGUGGUGCUCUUCGCAAUAAAACAUCUUUGAUGGGACACGUCGAAGGAACAGGCUCCUCGAACAGAAUUAUGGAACAGAAUUAUGGAACAGAAUCAUGGAACAGGCUCAAAGCUUAGCAGAGCACACAAGU
Messenger RNA from Pseudoliparis swirei, 2869 nucleotides. RefSeq names its product sosondowah ankyrin repeat domain family member Ab (gene sowahab). The transcript has a single exon. The record is from RefSeq and is a predicted model, not a curated record. Gene Ontology annotation, molecular function: protein binding. NCBI's taxonomy places the organism in Eukaryota, Metazoa, Chordata, Actinopteri, Perciformes, Liparidae. Bases 50 to 1411 code for a protein of 453 amino acids.